GACCGGUUUUGGCUCCUCAGGGUUCUGCUCACGUGCGCAGGGCGGGCUGGGGCCCCAGAGCCGGCGCCUCCCGGUUCCCCGACCGCCAUGGAGCGGCUGACGUUGCCCGCCGGCAGCGCGGCGGCCGUGGACGAGUACAUGGAGUACCGGAGAAUUGUUGGUGAGGAUGAUGGAGGGAAACUUUUUACUCCUGAAGAAUAUGAAGAAUACAAAAGAAAAGUCUUACCUAUGCGUUUACAGAACAGAUUAUUCGUGAGCUGGCGAUCACCAACUGGAAUGGAUUGUAAACUUGUGGGUCCAGAGACACUGUGUUUUUGUACCCAUAGGUAUAAGCAACAUAAAACUGACUUUGAAACGAUUCCUCAGCAGCGCCCCAUCAGUCUGCCUUGUCAAGUGACGGGCUGCCCAUGCAGGGCUUACCUCUACGUGCCUCUGAAUGGCAGGCAGCCCAUUCGCUGCAGGUGCAAGCACUUUGCUGAUCAGCAUAGUGCUGGGCCUGGCUUUAUGUGCAAUGCCUGUUCUCAGUGUUCAGGAUUCCAUAGCUCCUUCACUUGUGCUUGUGGUCAGCCUGCAUAUACCCAUUACACAGUAGUGGAAACUAAGGAAGAAAGACUGGCUCAGAGAAAACCGGUGGGACGGGACGUUCCUUAUGCAGCAAUGGGAGGAUUAACUGGCUUUAGCUCGCUGGCAGAAGACUACAUGCGAUUAGAUGACAGUGGAAUUGGUGCACCUUCAGGUGAAUUUUUAGACUCUCCAGUUACAGCCAUGGACCACCCAUUUCUAAAAGCAUUUCAAGCAUCAUCUAGCUCUUCUCCAGAAACACUAACAGCUGUAGGUACAAGCAGUCAAGUUUCUUCCUUAAGGAAACCUGAAGAGGACGAUAUGGCUUUCUUUGAAAGACGAUACCAGGAAAGGUAGCCAGGUUAUGGAAGCAACCUAAAUGCCCGUGGAGAGACGAAUGGAUACAGAAGAUGUGGUACAUAUAUACAAUGGAAUAUUACUCAGCCAUGAAAAGGAACGAAAUUGGGUCAUUUGUUGAGAGGUGGAUGGAUCUAGAGACUGUCAUACACAGUGAAGUAAGUCUGAAAGAGAAGAACAAAUAUCGUAUAUUAACUCAUAUAUGUGGAACCUAGAAAAAUGGUACAGAUGAACCAGUUUGCAGGGCAGAAAUUGAGACACAGAUGUAGAGAACAAAUAUAUGGCCACCAAGUGCAGAAAGCUGCGGGGGUGUGGGGGUGCUGGUGUGAUGAGUUGGGCAAUUGGGAUUGACAUGUAUACACUGAUGUAUAUAAAGUUAAUGACUAAUAAGGACCUGCUGUAUAAAAGAAUUUUAAAAAAUUAGGGAAGAGGAAGAGGAGGUGUUUUUGCUUUUUGGAUAAUGUAUUAGGUGGAUGUGUUUGCUAAGUACUAUUUGAAAUGAGUAAACGCUGCUUUAGCUUUUGUUGUUUAGCAUAUUUGAUCUUUUUUGAUGUUACUGCAAAUGUAACACUUGGCCGUAAAUGAGAGGAGUAAGGGGAUUAGCAUUUGAGUGCUUAUUAAGUACCUAGAUUUAUAUGUGUGUGUGUGUGUGUGUGUGUGUGUGUGUGUAUGUGUGUAUAUAUGUGUAUAUAUAUGUGUGUGUAUAUAUAUAUAUAAAAUCUUAUUUAAACCUUUAGAACAACCUUAUUACAUAGUGCCUAUUACUAUGACUUUUUUACAAAGGACAAAACUGUUGGUUAGUAGUUUGCCUCAGAUGGUUAAUCAACAGUAGAGGUAGGAUUCAGGUAUUCUUCUGACUCCGAGGCCCAUAAUCUUUGCCUCAGAACAAAGUGUUCUUUGGGGGUCCUCCAGAUGACCUGUUGACCUUUACAGUGUACAAGAGUGAUAUGAGUGUACGAUUUUUAUUUAUUUAUUUUUUUGGCCGUGCUGCGCAGCAUGUGGUAUCUUAGUUCCCUGACCAGGGAUCGAACUCGUGCACACUGCAGGUAAGUGUGGAAUCUUAACCCUGGACCGCAAGGGAAGUCCCGAGUGUAUGAUUUUUGAAUGAGGUUCCCAGCCAACUCAAAGAGGAGAGAGAGAGGGAGAAAAUGGGGAAGAGACAGAGGUGAGAUUCAUUCACUUUUAUUUUUAGGAGGUUACUUGCAGUUUGGUGAGAUUGGGUAGACUGGUUUUGCCAGGCCUCUUCUGGUUUCUUUGUAUUAUUCCCGUCAUAUUAGGAAGCAAGAGGCCUUGCCUCCACCCACCAUGCCCCAUAUUUUCUCUCCCCUUCUUUUGCAGGGGUAAGGCAGUGGUGCUGCCUUGGAAUUGGUGUGUGUGAGUGUGAGUGGCAGUAAAAGGAACGUGGGUUUUGUGUUCUAUGGAGUCUUUUUUUUUUUUUCCCCCAAGGAAAGGAUUUAUAUGUUUCUGAAAGAUCAGAAGGCUCUUGCUUAGGGUAUGCAAGCUUCUUCUUUGUUUCAGUUACAGUGGAGAAGGACAACCUUCAGGAAGGUAACUGUUGAAAUGUAGAAAUCAGAAUUAUAGGUAACUGUCCUUUAAGCAGUAUGUGUUCCAGAGAUAAUCCAACUGGAUUAGGUGUAUCCUGUAACGCUGUAGGGAAUGUGCAUAGGCUGGAUGUAAGGUUAGGCAUUUAAGCUUUUCUUUUUUUAAACUUUAGUGGCAAUUAAAAUUAAUUUAAUCAUUUCUCCAAAGCAAUAUUCAUUAUAUGUUAUUUUUGUUAAAAUGCUUUUGUAAAGUUGAAAUCAAACAGUACUAGAUGACUUUUUAAAAAAAAUUUAUUUAUUUAUUAUUUUUGGCUGCGUUGGGUCUUCGUUGCUGUGUGCAGGCUUUCUCUAGUUGUGGCGGCUUCUCUUGUUGCGGGGCACGGGCUCUAGGCAUGUGGGCUUCAGUAAUUGCAGUACGUGGGCUCAGUAGUUGUGGCUCGUGGGCUCUAGAGCACAGGCUCAGUAGUUGUGGCACACAGGCUUGGUUGUUUCACAGCAUGUGGGAUCUUCCUGGAGCAGGGCUCGAACCUGUGUCCCUGCAUUGGCAGGUGGAUUCUUAACCACUGCGCCACCAGGGAAGUCCCUGAUUACAUUUUUUUUUUUUUUGUGGUAUGGGGGCCUCUCACUGUUGUGGCCUCUCCCGUUGCGGAGCACAGGCUCCGGACGCGCAGGCCCAGCGGCCAUGGCUCACGAGCCCAGCCACUCCGCGGCAUGUGGGAUCCUCCCAGACUGGGGCACGAACCCAUGUCCCCUGCAUCAGCAGGCGGACCCUCAACCACUUGCGCCACCAGGGAAGCCCCUGAUUACAUUUUUAAUUAAAAAAUUUUGUCAUUCUUUGACUGUGUUUGAGAUACGCACACACACACACACAUAUUCACACACACAUACUCAUACACUGAGAUAGAGACAGAGCCCUUGACAGGACCCCUCUCUGCAGGGUUCUCGCUUUUGUGCUCAUUCUCUGAGUCCUCUGUUCAGUCAGCAGUCCUCAAAUCUCUCCCGUGUGCUGGGCUAUGUGUGUGAAGGGGUGUGUGUGUGUGUAAGUGAGACUCUCUGCCUCUUCCCCCUCCCUCUGACCCAUUCUCUCUCUGUCUCUAAGGUGUUAAUGAAGUCUGCCCUGUCUCUGAGAGAGAAGAAGAGAGGAAACACAGGAGGGAGAGGAGUUGGGAGCUUGCAUACCCCAACAAACCAUAUUUUAAAAAUGCAGUUAGGUCCCUUCAACAAUCAGAUUGUGGCUUUAGUAUUUAGCAGCUUAAUAACCACUAGGUGUGUAAAAUGGCUGUGAUAAAUAAGACAUGAACCCAAAUGAGGUAUGUGCAACCUUUUUUUUCUUUAGUAUGCUUUACAAAUUAUUAUAUCAACAAAUAUUUUAAAUUUUCAGAUAAAAAUGGAAAAGGCUGCUAAGCAGAAAGGAAAAGCACCAUUGCCAUCAACUACAAAAUCUUCAUGAAGACUACUGGGGAAAUUAAAACCAGCAUCCAAAUAUGUCUUUUGUGUGUUAAUUAUUUAAGUAUAAUGAUACAAUUUAUUUUUCCUCAAAUAAUUUACCUCUUUUUCUGUGUAAAAAUACCUUUUUGAAUGUUUCCUUAAUUUAUUUAAGUGAAAAUACCUUAUACUACUUUUGUCAAAAUUCAUGAUUUAUUACUUUAUAUAAACUUUUUAUCUCUCCUAACAAAUGAGGUUAUUUUUAUAUUAGCGAAAAGCUUAAAGUAUGGUAAAUAUUUUUAGUUUAUAAUAGUUUAACUUUUUCAGGCUAUUUUAAAAAUUAAAGAUGUUAUUGAGGGUUUUGAACAAAUAUAUUUCAUUCAAAAUAGUUACAUGA
Globicephala melas (long-finned pilot whale) is the source of this 4281-nucleotide messenger RNA. It is a transcript of the gene FAM221A, whose product is annotated as family with sequence similarity 221 member A. Lineage: Eukaryota; Metazoa; Chordata; Mammalia; Artiodactyla; Delphinidae. The record is from RefSeq and is a predicted model, not a curated record.